CUUCAUGGAAAGGCUGAUCUAACACCAAUACACGACUGCGCCAUUGCACGUUAAAUGUUACUCCUCCGUGUCAGUAGGCGGCGGUAAUGCUCUGUGUGUGUGUCAGUCUCCUUUUAAUGAAAGAAGAAGUGUUUGUUUCUAGCCAGCCUCAAACUGGCAGAAACAAUGGAUCAGAAGAUUCCUUAUGAUGACUACCAGCUGCCAGUGGUAUUCCUGCCCUCCUACGAGAACCCCCCAGCUUGGAUCCCCCCUCAGGAGCGGGUGCAUCAGCCUGACUACAACAAUGAGCUCACCCAGUUUCUGCCGCGUACAAUUGUGUUGAAGAAACCUCCAGGAGCACAGCUGGGCUUCAACAUCCGUGGGGGCAAGGCUUCACAGUUGGGGAUCUUUAUAUCCAAGGUGGUCCCAGACUCAGACGCACACAGGGCAGGACUGCAAGAAGGAGACCAGGUUCUUUCUGUGAAUGAAGUGGAUUUCCAAGACAUAGAGCACUCAAGAGCUGUAGAGAUUCUGAAAACUGCACGAGAAAUACUGAUGAGGGUUCGCUUCUUUCCUUACAACUACCAACGACAGAAGGAGAGGACUGUACACUAGGUGGCAGUAGAGAGAGAGAGAGAGAGAGAGAGAGAGAGAUGUGGACAGACUCCUCGCUGCUUCGUCAUCACCCUCCUCCCACAAACUCUGGCCUCCAUUCUGCUUCAGCUUCAAAUAAUUGAUGUAUGACUAACAGAAUCAUUCAAAGUCCUUCAUGUAAAGACAUCCACUCUGUUUUAUACCUGUCUCCUUUCUCGCCAAGGGAUCUAAUCACUCUCUUCUAUUCUCUAUUAAGAUAAACUUUUAUUCACAGGAGGUCCUUUUAUAGUUUUUUAAAAUUCAGGAAUUGGAAAGCAGAGGGUGGAAGACAUUUUACACUAUUAAUUAUAUUGUAGUUAUUAUUAUUAGAGUAUAUUACUGUACAUAAUUUCCAGUUAAGUACCACAUUCAAUCCCUGAAUAACUGAAUUAAUCAUUGCUUUCUUGAUGUUUUCACUAAGCCUUGUUAAAUCCUGCAAUGGUCUUACACUUCUAUUUGAAUCAAACACAGAGUAGUUUUUGGUUCAUCUCUACACAUUUGCCCUGACGACACUGAUACAAAGUAGAGACAUAACUUUACACGCACAGGGUCUGAUUCGCUGUCGGACUGUGCGGCUUUUCCAUCUGCUAAACUGUGCAAACGAGUCAUAAAGACAACGUCUAAUUCACAUUCAGCAUUCAGGGCAAAGCUUUGUUUUAAAUGGGGAAACUCAUAUUACAUUUUCCAAGUCUGGCCUCAAAUUUUCAGCCUCCACGGCAAGUUAAUCAUUUUUUUAUAUGUGCUCAAUAGAGCACCGUCAGCAUGAGAGUGCAGCUUCAGAGCAUAGGAAGCGGUGCAGAUAGUUUCUGUUCAAACCAAAAACCAGAGCAAGCUGCACGGAGCAGGACAACUUAUGGUGCCGGAAUAUCUUAAGUGCUAUAUGCUUUGUGAAUUAGACAUCGAGACUGAGCAGAUAGUGGGAGCAAAUGAUGUGCAAUUUUUGGAGCUAUUAGCGACCGAAAUCUAUUUUUAGUAAAUCAGGCCUUCAGUUGCUAGUUAAUGAUAAACCAGGCCAAAAAACUAUUGUAAAGCUAACUGUUAUCUUCCUGUAUUUUAAAUGCAUUGCCUGCCUCAUAAGAACUUCAAACAGCCUCUUAAAUGACACUUGUCACCACGACCAAGGCAGAGCAUUUAAACCUUUAGAAAGGAGAGUCAUUGUGUGACACUGCAGUAGUUUUGUCACUGAAUACUUCAUAUCUGGUGAUUCAGUGUGUAAAUAUAAAAAUAGAACAUAACACUACAGACUGACACUGCAUGGUACAAACGUAUGUUGUAAGAGAAAAUAAGAAUGCAGAGUUUAAGUAUCACUGUGAAUAUACUACAUAUCCAGUUUUUACAUAUUUAACAUCAAAUGUGUAGGACAGUUGACUUUGUGUAAUUGUAUAUUUUAGUGUCGGCUUGCAGAGUGAAGCACCCAUUUUAUAAUGUCAAGUAGUAAUUAGGCUCAAGUUUCACGCAUACAUAAACUUCACUUUGGCUGAAUGAUAUUUGCGUUAUUAAAAAUGUGAACUCUAUAUUUGAUGUGCAAAAGUAUAAACUCUAACAUUCUAUUAAAGUGCAUGAUAACAGCA
This is a messenger RNA of Labrus bergylta (ballan wrasse), 2183 nucleotides long. It is a transcript of the gene pdzd11, whose product is annotated as PDZ domain containing 11. Gene Ontology annotation, biological process: maintenance of epithelial cell apical/basal polarity; neurotransmitter secretion; protein localization to basolateral plasma membrane. The record is from RefSeq and is a predicted model, not a curated record. Gene Ontology annotation, cellular component: cell-cell junction; synapse; basolateral plasma membrane. Gene Ontology annotation, molecular function: protein binding. Lineage: Eukaryota; Metazoa; Chordata; Actinopteri; Labriformes; Labridae.